Paramormyrops kingsleyae is the source of this 2623-nucleotide messenger RNA. RefSeq names its product tumor necrosis factor receptor superfamily, member 19 (gene tnfrsf19). Gene Ontology annotation, biological process: positive regulation of JNK cascade; positive regulation of canonical NF-kappaB signal transduction. Gene Ontology annotation, molecular function: protein binding; signaling receptor activity. NCBI's taxonomy places the organism in Eukaryota, Metazoa, Chordata, Actinopteri, Osteoglossiformes, Mormyridae. Gene Ontology annotation, cellular component: plasma membrane. The record is from RefSeq and is a predicted model, not a curated record.
AGACUGGGCAAGGCUUCAAACCACGGUCUAGCAUUAAACGCCGAGCCCAAUGAUAAACCUAACAAACAGACAGGAUCGCACGGGGGGUGGUGACACUGGAAGCGGGAGGGUUUGUGAUUUUAAAAGAGAAUAAAAGUUAUCUUCCCGCUUUCUGUUCCGAGUUUUUUUCUUUUCUAUUUCCUAAUGAUUUCAAAUGGUUUAUGCAUCACCGAUAAUACUUUGUGACCGAAUGGACGUGUUUUAAAGUGCUGGUGUCUGACCACUGCUGGUUAAGCUUUGAUGUGCACGCCGAUCACAGAUCAGAUUACACGGCUUUGAUCGCGACCAUCCCCUGCCUUUGAUCUACGUGCAGAUUUUGUCCUCGAUCUGCUGGUUUGUCUGAGUCGCGCAGGCGAGCCCAGCAGAACAAGAGCAAUGCUUUUGAACCUCGUGCAGAAGUUAGUGGAGAGAAACGUCGAUUUUCCCGACAUACAGUAAACAAGUCGAACUUCUUGAACUAAAUCAAUCUCAUUUUCUGCGUGGAUAAGCUAGACCCACCCCCCACCCACCCAGUGCAGAUCCACAAAUGGCCAGGAGACUCCAGCAUGGUGGGGUGUCUCUGCUGGACCUGCUGAUAGUCUGCUCGCUCCUGGGUCUGGGAACAGCUGAGGAACUACGGGAAUGCAGGGAACAGGAGUACAAGGACCAGUCUGGGAGGUGCAUAGCCUGCAGGCAGUGUGAUGCCGGCCAGGAGCUAUCAAAGGAAUGUGGCUUCGGCUACGGGGAGGAUGCCCAUUGCGUGCCCUGCAGGCCCAACCGCUUCAAAGAGGACCGUGGGCCACAAAAAUGCAAGCCCUGUCUGGACUGUGCCCUCGUCAACCGCUUCCAGAAGAGCAACUGCUCCGGCACCAGCAAUGCCGUAUGCGGGGACUGCAUGCCCGGGUUUUACAGGAAGACUAAGUUAAGCGGAUUUCAAGACAUGGAAUGUGUACCAUGUGGUGACCCUCCACCUCCAUAUGAACCUCACUGCAGCAGUCGGGUCAACCUGGUGCCCAUCCCCUCCACGGUGACCAGCCCCAGGGACAUGGCUCUGGCGGCCGUCAUCUGCAGCGCCCUGGCCACCGUCCUGCUGGCCCUGCUCAUCCUGUGCGUCAUCUACUGCAAGCGGCAGCUGCUGGAGAAGAAGCCCAGCGUAUCAUCAUCAUCCCAGGUGGACUCCUAUAAUGAGGCGGAGCUGUCCUGUUUUGACCGGCGGCGAGUGCAUGAGGCUCCCCACAAACCCUGCUGCCAGUGCCACCAAAGCCUCAGCCACACCUGUGGUCCAGUCCAUUUGAUCCCUUCCCUGUGCUGUGACGAGGCCUGCAGCUUGGACCGCAGCAGGGAGACCAGCCCGUUCCACUCCUUAAGCGACCUGAGCGAAGUACAAUUGAACCAUUUAGAUGGGAGAGUCCCACUGUACCUUGGAGGACUGUCAGAGUCGACAGAGUCCUGGCCACUGAUGCAGAACCUGGACACUGCAGGGAGCCUUGAUCUGUCCCAAUGUGCCCCAGAGCCAAAGGAACGGGACGUUGGCUCCUUAGAAGACAACGAGAUGGAAGGCAGCUGGGGAGAAGAAGCUCCCACACCACAGACCCCAAAGCUUAGUGUCAACCAGAACACAGAAGACCAGCAGCAGCAAGAUCACACACCACCUGUACAGAAUGAGCCCCAGCCAAAGCUACCACAGCCCUGCUCCUGACGAGCAUGACAUGGAUUUAUUUUGCUCGUAUUCCACUCCUGAACCACCCCGGACAUGAAAGCGGCACCAGAGAUCCCAUUUCAGCUAAUGCCGGAUCACGAGCCUUUUCCAAAAAAGUACGGCAGUGCGACCCCACGGUUUUUCCGGCUUGCAUCAGAAGGGACUAUGUAAAUGGUAUGCAAAUAAAAAAAAUAAACGAAUAAAAAAAGAGCAAAGGACAGAGGAAAAGAGACGCGACAGCGAAUGGAAGAUGGCCUACUGGAGAGACCAUCUCUAACACCGCGAUGAAGACCAGCGAUUGUUUAUUUUAUUUCCAGGGCAAACCUUGUAAAGUCAACAGUAAAAGGCAAACACUUUAUAUUCCAUCGCAGUGAGAAGGAAGGUGUUCCUGCAUGAAAAUCCUAAACGCACCUACUGAUAGAGUGGCUUGCCAAGAGAGGGAGGGGAGAAAGGAUAGCCAGCUGGAAUUGAACAGAUAUAGCUGAAAAUGAGCUCCACGCCGAAAUUUCUUAUAGCUUGACUUACCUUUUCAUGGAUGUAUUUGAAUGUGCCUUUUUUUAUGCUGCAGUUUUAUUAAAAGCCAUUAGCUUUUUCUGAAGAGAGAAGAGAAGCUUGACAGACCUUUCAUUUCAAUAUCACGCGCAUUGAAGAGCGAAGUAUAGACAGUACUGAACAAGCGAAGACGACGAAUGUUCGGAAUUGAUAACAGUAUCCAGAUUUUUUUGUGUAGAUAAUGUAAGAUAGUAAUAUAGUUAUUUUUGUAAUGUAGACACAAAUACCAAGCAAAACAAGUAUUUCUGCCUUGUCCUUUAACAUCCUAAUUUGUAGUAGUUGGUACGCACAGCAAACCUUAUGUUACGUCGCAUCAUUAUUCCUGUUUUUUGUAAAUAAACCUUGUAAACAAUA